This is a messenger RNA of Musca domestica (house fly), 7267 nucleotides long. Its product is annotated as homeobox protein cut. Bases 1416 to 6533 code for a protein of 1705 amino acids. The record is from RefSeq and is a predicted model, not a curated record. Gene Ontology annotation, cellular component: nucleus. NCBI's taxonomy places the organism in Eukaryota, Metazoa, Arthropoda, Insecta, Diptera, Muscidae. Gene Ontology annotation, molecular function: SMAD binding; RNA polymerase II cis-regulatory region sequence-specific DNA binding; DNA-binding transcription factor activity, RNA polymerase II-specific. The transcript has 3 exons. Gene Ontology annotation, biological process: negative regulation of BMP signaling pathway.
AGCAAGUGGCCAAAUGUAGCUUUGCUAAUAUUUAUAUUAAUGUCGUCGUCGUGAUAAAAGCAACGUGCGGGAGUCGCAGCGCGUGUGUUUACAACAAAAAAAAAUAAGAAAAUAAGAAAUAUUCAUACAGAAAAAAAUAAAGAAUAGAAAAAAUAUAUAAGAAAUAGUAAAUAUUAAAAGAGAGCAAAAAAAUAAAGGAAUAUAAAAAAAUGAAAUAAGAAUCUAUACAAAAUGAAAUGAUGUGAAUUAGAUACAACCGACAACAACAAAAUCAAAUUUUGUAAUGUAAAAUAAGAAGAAAUAAAAAAAUAAUAAUAAUAGUGGAUGGUGUGUGUGCAUGUGUGCAAAGAAUAUAAGAAUAAUAACAAAACAAAUAAUAAUAAUAAUAAAAAUAAAUAAAUAUUAUUAAAAGAAAUUUAAAGCCAGAUGUUUGAGAGAGUGCGAAAAAUUUAAAGGAAAAAAUAAAACAAGAAAAAUUAAAAAAUAUAUAUAAAAAAAUAUGGAUGGGUAAUUGAAAGGGUUGAGUUUUAAUUUUUUUUUGUUAAGGAAAAAAAUUAAGCCCCAAACAAGUGUAAAGCGGCGGCGGCGGUUUCAAUAACACACAACGUGCUCCAUACGUAAAAACAGAAACAAAAACAUAGAGAAGCUGUCUGUCACUGACAAAUCUCCCACUUCCCAUUUUUUGACUACAAUGAAAACUGAAAGAGCGUCAGCGUAUGACGCCUAAACUAAAGCAAGUGAUGCUAGAAGAAAUGCGAGACUUUUCAAUAAAAAUGCAGCAAAAAUCAAUAGCGUAUGAAAUCAUGGAUAAAGCCGAUCUAAAUAUUAACAAAAUGGAUAGUGAUAUUUGAUAAAUAGACGAGUGUGUGUGGGUAUGCAAGCAAAAGCAAAUAAAUAUUGAGUGAUUUGAAGGAAUGCAAUAAAUGUAAAGUGAAUUUCAAUUGAAAAAAGGAAACAAAUCUGAAAAAAUUAAAAGAAAUAAAAAAAAUUGAAAACAAAGCAGGCAAAUAAUUUUAAAUUCUAAACGAAAAAAAAUAAUAGAAAAAGCCAAGAAAUGCAAGAAAAUUGUGGAAUUGGUGCUAAAAAAAUUUAACGACAAAGAAUUGUGAAAUGCCGACGGGUCAGCAAACCAAGCAAAUAAAGUGCCAAAAUAAAAAAUUAAAAUAACAACAAAAAUAUUUUUUGUGAAAAAAAUGAAAUAAAAUGUCAACAAUUUUGAAAAAAUAAUUAAGUGAAAAAAUUUAAAAAAAAAUUACAAAAACAAAACAACACACAUUUGGGGAAAAUCUUAAGUUUUAUUGAAAAUCUUCAAAAAUUUUUGAAGAUAAAAAAAUCUAAAAAACCUUUGAAAAACAUCUCUCUCAAGACCUCAUUUGAUUUUCCCCAAAAACCAAUUUUUGUGCGGCAUUCACAACAUGACCGAAUACGUUACACCCAACAUACACACAGUGUUGAAAAAAUAUCAAACAAGUGCUCCCAAAAGUCUACAAGGUCCUGGUCAUUCAUUAGCCAAUAUUGCGGCGACAUCUGGCAACGCCCUACCCUUAACCUCAACAAAUUCGGCAGUUCCCCCCAUAACGGCAGCCCAUGUUUCGAAUUCUACGUCAUCAGCGGCAGCAGUGAACGCACUUGGAGCUGGUGGCCAUUGCCCCCUGGAUGUUAGUCUAAAUAAUAAUGGCGGUGUGGCCAAUUUAUCCACCUCAGCAGAUAUCCAUGGAUUGGUGGCAAUGCGUACCAGUCCUUGUGAUCUUGUCAAAUCAUCAUCUUCGGCCAACAAACAGCAAACACUUGGAGGAGGAGCAGCGAACGUUAUACCCACAAAUGCCAAUCCUGUCCUGCCUCUCAUAAAGAAAGAAAUAAUGACAUCACCGGAACCGACAACACCCUCAGCACAUGAUCUCCAAAAUGACAACUCACUGGCAGGGCCACCAUCACUACCCCAGCCACCGCCAUGUGGUCCCCAGGCACCAACCAUAAAGAUAAUGCCCCCACCACCACCAGAAGUCUCCCAACCCAUACUCUCAUCGGCCGACACCGGUUCGGGAGAGUUGUACGAAACACGCCUCGAGGGCAAGACCAUUGGCUGCUUCUCCAUGGGUGGUGAAAUGCGCCUUUGCUUGCCACAAUUCCUCAACAAUGUCCUGGCCGAAUUUACACUGGAACAAAUCAAUCGCAGCUUCGAUGAUCUGGGCAUCUUCUGUUCCCAAUGUACCCCGGAACAGUUGAUGGAAUUUAAGGCAGCCAAAAUCUUACCUUCCGACGUCAAAUCGAGUGGCCUCAUAACUCGCACCGAUGCCGAACGCCUGUGUGCCGUGCUAUUGCAUCGUUCCGAUCGCAAUAGCUAUGUCAAUGUGGAGGAUAUACCCAAGGGUGCUAUCUCAUUUAAGGUAUAUCAUCGUUGCUUUGGCAAAUGUGAGGGCAUCUGCACGCCGGACAUGUAUUCGUAUCAGAAACCCACAUGCAUUAUGUGCCUCGAAUGUAAGGGCUGGUUUUCACCGCAAAAAUUCGUCGGCCAUGUCCAUCGCAAGGUGGAGAAUCGUACCUGUCAUUGGGGUUUUGAUUCGCGCAAUUGGCAUGAUUAUCUACAUGUCGCUUUGGAUGUGGAGAAUCGCGAAAAAUAUCAGAAAAUCUUGGAUGAACUGAAGGAGGUGGAGAUCAAGGAACAGCAGAAAGCACAGCAGGAGAUUAACUUUUUGAAAAGAAAGGCCGAAAUGCAUUUGGACCACUCAAUAAUUGUGUCAUCAAUGGGCCUGCCACCGCCACCCCAUCAGCCGCUGCCACCCAGCAUGGUUAAGCAUCGUGGCGAUCAGCUGGACAUUCCAUCAACGAAAAAGACCAAAGCUUUAGAUGAGGCUGCCGCCUAUCAGCUGGAGUAUCAACACUACCAAUCGCUGGUCUAUGCCCACUGUGCCCAGCAACAGCGUAUGGCAGCGGCCGGACAAAUGUCUGCCUUCCGGCCGUGGCCUCAACCGAAAAAUUUUAUGCAUGCAGCGGCAUAUAAUGCCGCAGCAGUGGCAGCUCUAUCAACGCUCCCAUAUCUGAGUCAAGAGCCACCAGUCCUCCAGAAUCCCGAACGUGUUGUACGCAGUACAGAUCGUGAGCGUUUCGAGAGAACGUAUCAACCGAACGUGGCGUUGGCACCGCGAAAGACACACUUGGCGCAGGAGCGUGAGAAAGAACAGCGGGAGAUGCGUGAACGUGAGCGUAUGGAGAGGGAGAUAGAAUUAGAACGUGAACGUAUGCGUGAGAGAGAACGGGAACGUUCGCGAGAGCGUGAGAGAGAAUAUGAACGUGAACUGAGAGAAAGAAAAUUACAGCAACAAAUCAAACAACAACAGCAGCAGCAACAACAACAACAACCACAACAACAACCCCCCCAAACCCAGGUUUCCAGUUUGUGUGAUGUGGCGCCCGAUAUCCAAAUAAAACAGGAGCGAGCCGCCACACCCACUGAAAUGAGUAGCAGUAGUCCCACAGCCACACCCCCGCCCCUUAACAACAACAACAACAGCAGCAGUCAUCAUCAUCAGCAAACGCACCACCAUCCCCUGGUGGAUGAUGAAAGACGCAGCAAUAGUUCUGGUAGCUGUCCUCCACCAAAUCCACGACCGCCUUCCGAAAAUCUGGAUGGAGAUGAGGCCAGUGCCGCCUGCAAUCCAUUGAUGUCCCCCUUGGCCCUGAAUCGUUCCAAGGCCCAUCUGGCACAUUUGGAUCAGGCCAGACGUUUGUCGCUGCAAAACUCCUCUUCCUCCUCCAGUUCAUCGUCUUCGUCAUCAUCGUUGUCUGCCUCCUCCACAACGGCCACAGCCAUUGCCAACAAUGCCACCACUCCACCUGCCCCGAAAUUGCCACAACAGCACAUGACGUCAUCGGCGGCGGCGGGGGGUAGAUUGGGUAACUCUUCCGCCACCUUGUCGUCGUCGUCUUCCUCGUCAGCGUCCGCGGCGACCCAAAGCUAUCUGAGACAAUCACCUUCGCCAAAUCGGCGCUGUAACAGUGCCUCUUGUACAAAUUCUCGUAGUCCCGAGGAGUUUGGAGGUUCCAAUGAGAUAACCUCCUCCACCUCACCCAUGCCUCAGCAGCAGCAUCAUAAUGCACAAAACAUAAUUGCCACAGUUAACCAUCACAGCAAAUUGCUGCCCUCUUCGUCGUCGACGACAUAUGGUGGCAGCACUCAUCCGAGCAAUAGUGGCGCCCAACUGAUGAACCACAACGAAAUGCCAGGUCGCAUACGCAUAAGUAAAAAUCUAUUGAAUCAAAAUAAUAUUCUGCGCUCCCCCACACCGCCAAUGCAUAUGCAGGGCCACCAGUUGGCAGGGGCGGGAUCGCAUCACCAGCACCUGCACCAUCACCACCACCCACACCAACAACAACAGCAGCAGUUUGAUUACUACAAACAUAAUGCCCGCUUCUAUGGAACACCUCCACAACACCCGCCACCCCAGAGGCAAUGCCAUCCAAGUCCACAACCUCCACAGCCAGCCUCAUCUCACCAGCAUAAUUCACCAUCACAGUCUUCCAAUGCCAGCCCAGCUGCAGCAAGCGGACUGCCCGCAACCGCAGGUGGUCUAAAUCUGACCACAAAUGCAACAAGCAGCAGGGCCAAUGCCAUGGCAUCACCGGCCAGCCAAGACAAUAACCAGAAUUGCAUUAAACCUCCAACGCAGCAGCAGCACCAUCAACAGCAUCACCACAUGCGAAUGUCGGGCCAAAUGGGAACGGCAUUUAUGGCGCAACACUCACAUCUUGGCCAACAUCCAAUGCAACAACACCCCUCCUCCCAUCUGGCCAAUGGCCGUCGCCUGCCUGCAUUACCGACAAUGAAUUCGGAAUUCGAAUUGUCCACAGACACCGAUGACGAAAGUGUCAACGAUGGUGAGCCGGAUAGCAGCAACACGUUGACCCCCUGGGAAUUGGCCAUUGAGGCAUUGCGUGACUCACGACCCAAGGAGAGGGAUCGCUUGCUGAACAUGCUGCAGCGCAUGCUCAACGAGAAUCAGCACUAUCGCCUGCAGAAUCAACAGCUCAAGGAGUUGAUUGUGGAGCGUAAUGAGCAGAUCAGUAAAUUGCAAAAUGAACUGCAGCUAUGCCAGAGGCAAUUGAGUUUGCUGCAAUUGGGUGGUCAGCCGGCGAGCGCAGUUGGCAACUCCGGCAGCAGUAAUGGCCUGAUAACCAAAGCUCUACGCAAGGAGACCAACGAUGAUCAGUUAAUGUUGAGAGUGCCGUUGAAAAAGUCUCAGCGUCGAGAGCCGGGAAGCUUUGAGAGCGAAGAACAAGAGCGUAGCUUUAGUAGGGAGGGAAAUACGGACAGGGAGCAGGAGGAGAAGGAAAACAGCUUCCCUUCAACUUGCCUAAAAGAAAUCAAGCGGGAACUUAGUGAAUCCAUGGAGGAAGAUGAAGAGGAGGAGCAGGAGAGAGAAGAUGAGAAUAAUGACAAAGAGAGCCAAAGACAAAUGAUCAGUCCAACUCCGAAUGGCAACUCCGGGGAGGACCAUGGGGAGAGUUCUCACUCGCAGGAGAGAAGAGAACACCUGGAAAGACAUAAAUCGAAAGAAAGUGAUUCCGAGUCCGAACAUGACAUGGAGGAAAGGUCUCAAAAAGGAUCUCCAAGUUUGAGGAAACGGUCCCAAAGCUCGGAUAGCCUAAAACGCCGGCUUAGCUUUCAACCCAACGCCAAUGGCAGUGAGGAUGAAGAUGAGGGUGAAGACUCCCAGCAUCACAGAGGGAAACGUUUGCUAAGGGAACCCAAAGAGGAGGAGGAAGAAGAAGAGACCCAAGAGGAGGCAGAGCACUCAGAGGACAGUGAUAGGGAGGAAAAUACCCAUGAAGAAAGGGAGAGGGAGGACGAAGAUGAUGAUGACGAAGACGAAGACGACGAAGAGGAGCCAAGUCAACACAAACGGGUGCAGGCCCCACACAGCAAUGCCCUUAGUACACCACCCACAGCCACCACACCCCUCUCCCCCGACUCUGCUGCCACUGCAGGCCAGUUAUUUGACAGCAGCAACAGUAGUGAUGAGUCCUCCAUGAAAAAAGCUCAAAUGUCGGCCUCAAAUGCCUUGGCCAAAAUGAAUGCCGAGACCAAUGAUGGUGAGGAGGAUGAAGAGGAAGAUGAGGAGGAGGAGGAGACGGCGGAAGAGAGGACAGGAAAUGAGAGGAGAUCUAAAGAAAUCAAAAAACACAAAACCAGAGACAGUGAUGAGGAAGAGGAGGGGGAGGAGGAAAACGGAAACGAUGAAGAAGAGGAAGCCGAAGAUGAGGAAGACCACUCCCAAAGCUCUCUGCCACAACGACGACGAGGUGCACGAGGAGAUGGAGGCAGAAGAAGACGAAGAGAUAGCUCCGAUAAUGAUGAAGAAUUAAGUUUCCAUUUGGAAAAGUCAUCAUCGAACACACCAACAACAACUUCCAAUCAUUUACAUAGCAACAACAACAACAACUCCACUACCACGGUUGUGCUGGCCACCAAGGCUAGCAAAAAAUUAACUCCAACAACGAAUAAUGAUAUAAAAAUCAAACAGGAAUAUCUAUAAUAUAAUAAUAAUAAUUAUAAUAUUACAACAAAAACAACAACAACCACAAACUGAAAAUGUGCCGAUAUAUAUGUAUGUGUGUUAUAUUUUUUAUAGGAAAAUAAGCUCCUCUCAUCUUGCAUCGUACUCCCACACACACAUAGACACAAAACCAAACACUCUCUGUCCCCAUCUCUCGCUCUCUCUCUCUCCCUCUCUUUAUUAGCACAGGACAACAAGAAAUAACAAUUUUUUUAAAACACAGCAAAUAGAUGAAGACAAGCUUUUGAAAAGAACUUUUUAGAUUUCUAAGUUGUGUAACACAAAGAAAAAGCUUUAGACUUUUAAGCUUUAAUUUCAUUUUUCAAAUUUUUCUCAAGAAAAAAUGUAUUUUUUAAAUUUUCCUAAAAGGAAAAAUAUAACCAAAAGCUCCCUCCAUUAGCCUUUCUAUCACUCUCUCUCUCCUUCUUUCUUUUUGUAUAAAACGUUUACUCUGGUUUUUGUUAGGACAUGCUUUAAAGCUUUGCUUUUGCCAAAGCUUUUGCUAAUCUUUUACAGAAAAAAAAACUAAGGAGAGGAUCAAAAUAAUUUGAGUUUCUCUCUCUCCCUUCUCUCUGAUAGGUUGAAUCAUUUGUUCUAAUUUCUUAGACAUUUAAGUACAAAAUACAAAUUGAAAUUGUUAAAAAAAUAAACAAAAUAACAAAACAGACAACAACAACAACAACAAAAAACAACAUUUGUUUACAAAACAAACA